Messenger RNA from Trametes versicolor FP-101664 SS1, 2475 nucleotides. Its product is annotated as kinase-like protein. Gene Ontology annotation, biological process: protein phosphorylation; intracellular signal transduction; negative regulation of glycogen biosynthetic process. The transcript is spliced from 4 exons. Gene Ontology annotation, molecular function: ATP binding; protein serine/threonine kinase activity. NCBI's taxonomy places the organism in Eukaryota, Fungi, Basidiomycota, Agaricomycetes, Polyporales, Polyporaceae. The record is from RefSeq and is a predicted model, not a curated record. The coding region runs from base 69 to 2069 and encodes 666 amino acids. Gene Ontology annotation, cellular component: cytoplasm; cytosol; nucleus.
GUGACCACCUGGUACGACCGUCGACGAGGUCCAUUCGAUUGGGGACUCCAAUUGAGCAGACGACGUCGAUGUAUCCUCCUACUCCCACCAGGAUGGAUACCGAAUACGACUCUAGCUCGGAAGACGAGUAUUUGUGGACUGCCACUAGCCGGCUGCCGCGGCGCGGCGCGAAACUAUCACCCACGUGCAAGCAGCCGCGGUCCCACCAGCAGCCACUCCGUCCUUCUCGUUCACGCUCAGCACCUCCCUCGUCUGCUCCCGCCACCUCCAAGGCCUCCUUCCGCGCAAAAGCCCUUCGACCGCCGAAAGACGUUAUGCUUGCUGCGCCCUCCGUCGAUCUCUCCUUUGACGAUGACGAUUGGACGGCGCCACCAUCUAGCCCUCGACUUUACCGCGCCGCCAGCGUGGGGAACAGUUGGGGGGUCACCUCGAUAGGCCGAGGAUUCCAGUGGAACAGCCAGGCCGAAGACAGCUGCAGCGAUCAUGAAAGGGACGACGACUCUCCUAAGGCGGCUGUCAACACAACCAACGACCGAACAGCUACACUACGUGCGACUCGUCCGGCAUGGUUGAGCACUUCCGCAGUGCCACGAUCUGCAGCCAACACCAAUGGCAUCGGAAUGCUCUCUAUCACUCCCCCGACACCUCUUUCCCCCCUCUUGCCUUCGCGUUCAGGCAGCUUCAUCGCGGGUCCCCUGACGCGUUCUCCUGUUCAAUCACGACCAUCGUCUCCUCGCCCUUUCUCCUCGCGUCCCGCUUCUCCUAGGCCGACAUCUCCGCUGGUAACGGGUACCUCAUCGGCUCGAAGUCCCUUGUCUAGCAGGCCGUCGUCGCCACGCUCUUCCCAGUUCCCUCGCAUGCGCCGCCGAUCUUCGCAACAGCGGGUCUCCCUCAUAGCCGGGCGUGUUUCCAUAGCCCCGAUUGAACCUCCGUCCCCGCUUCCCUCGGGCCCUCAAAGAUUAGUCCGAACGAAUAGCGCUGCCAGUUACCUGAGUGUCGCGAGCAGCGCGGGGCCUCCCACGCCGGACGAGAAGACCCACGCACUUGGAGAACGAAGCAUAUCCGAGUUCGUCGUCGAACGAGAGAUUGGGCGUGGCGCGUACGGUCUCGUGAAACGGGCAAGAGAGAUGAUGGAAGACGGAACCAUGGGGCCGCCGCUAAUAAUCAAGCAAAUCAUCAAGUCGCGCAUCCUCGCGGAUUGCUGGAAGAGGCACCCAAAGUUUGGCACUAUCCCGAUAGAAAUCUAUGUCAUGUCCGCCAUUUCCACGACGCACUACGUUCUCCCGCCGCCUCGUCCAUGGGAUCCGCUCCGACACAAGCCGGAGGUACACAAUGACUGGGUGGAAGGGAAAGUGGUAAGCGGCCACCCCAACAUUUGCCCUCUACUCGACUUCUUCGAGGACAACCACUACUACUACCUCGUUCUCCCCUCAACAACGGCGGAACCCAAACCCGACGAGCCCUCUCCGCCGACGGACCUCUUCGACCUGGUCGAGGGCUAUCCCCACGGCCUUCCCACAGACCUGAUCCGAAGCUAUCUCGGACAGAUUGCAGACGCUGUCGCGUUUUUGCAUUCGAAGGGGAUUGUUCACCGCGAUAUCAAGGACGAGAACGUGGUCCUCGGACCUGACGGCAAGUGCGUUCUUAUCGACUUCGGAAGUUCAGGCCUCGUGAAGAAGGGCGGGUGGGACACAUUCAGUGGCACCCUCGAUUACGCUGGUCCAGAGAUUCUUCGCGGCGAGCGAUACUUUGGGAAGGAGCAAGACGUCUGGGCGUUCGGCGUCGUUGCAUACGUGAUGCUGGUCGGGGAAUGCCCAUUCACGACGGCUGCGGAAGCCCAGGAUGGUCUCGGGUCUCCUCUUGCCAGUGCGUCUAUCGCGCUAGACGAGCGCUGCUCCGACGGUAAGGAGAGGGAAGGAGAAGAGGCAGACGGAGGUGGAGCGCUGGGCGACGCCGCGGCGCUCGUGAAGGCGUGCCUUCGGGUCGACGUGAACGCACGACCAUCCUUCCAAACAAUCCUCCAAAGCCGGUUUUUGAGCGGUAACGGAGGAUGGGGUAUGGACUCAUGAUCAAGUGCAUGAACCCUAGUGGCCCGCACGGAAUGUGCGUGCAAUGUCUACGCCUAGACGAUCAGAAGUCGCCUAGAGAGACACCAGGCUGAUUCGGUUUACCUUGCAGGUGUACAAUAUGUUAUCUGAUGGCUUCGCGUCCUGCAGGCGUUCCUCUAGACGAGUCUUACACGUCUUUGGCGCUAUCUCUCCACCAUCCAUCCAUCGUUCGGAACUUCCGAGACGCGAUACUCAUCUACAGCUCGCUCAUGACCACUUCGUACGCGCACAAUGUUAUCAACACCAUCGCAUCGUCUCUGUCUCCGAUCGCAUAAAUAUGUUCUCGCCACCGCAUUCUUGUCGUCCGUACGAUGUAUCCGAGUAGUUUACCACCAACCUUGUGUAAUAGAAAUCCGACAUGUACUUU